Molecule: messenger RNA, 1542 nt
Organism: Megalops cyprinoides (Indo-Pacific tarpon)
Lineage: Eukaryota; Metazoa; Chordata; Actinopteri; Elopiformes; Megalopidae
Product: E3 ubiquitin-protein ligase TRIM39-like
Exons: 6
Coding region: 1-1542 (513 amino acids)
Molecular function (GO): zinc ion binding; protein binding
Source: RefSeq, a predicted model, not a curated record
AUGGACGACCCUACCAGGGCGAAAGCGAGCGGGGCGCAGCGCGGGGCGGCCCUGGAGGAGGAGCUCACCUGCCCCAUCUGCUUCGACUUCUUCCACGAGCCGGUGAGCCUCGGCUGCCAGCACAGCUUCUGCGCCGGCUGCCUGGAGGAGGCCUGGAGGCGCAGGCCGGAGCGCGACUGCCCCGUCUGCAGGAGGAAGUCCUCCUUCGAGCACGGCGUCCCCAACCUCACCCUGCGCAACAUCGUGGCCGCGUACCUGCAGGAGGAAGGGGCGGGGGAGGGGGAGGGGGAGGGGGAGGGGGAGGGGGGCCGCCGCCCGGAGCGGGCCGGGGUGUGCGGGAGGCACAGGAGGAAGGUGCGCUCGUUCUGCGGGGACUGCGAGGAGACGCUGUGCGCCGCCUGUCUGGAGGGGGAGCAUCACACGCUGCACAACCGCUGGUCUCUGGAGGAUGCAGCGGUGGAAUACAAGGUACGGCCUACAGUCAAACUCCGCUCCCAGCUCCAGGCUCUGCAGCAGAAGCUGGAAGCCUUCAACCAGGAGAGAGCGCCGGGGGAAAACGCCACGCUCCAUAACGGCAUUCCUCGUGUCUCUCUGACCUGCCAGUCUGAGGCCCAACGUGUCGAGAGGCAGAUCAAGGCCGAGUUCGAGAAGCUCCACAAGUUCCUGCAAGACGAAGAACGGGCCCGGCUGGCCGCACUGAGGAAGGAGGAGCAGCAGAAGAGUGCCCGGAUGAGAGAGAGGAUCGAGGGGCUCACAAAGAAGAUGGUGGCCCUCACAGAGACCAUCUCAGACAUAGAGACCAGGAUGGAGGCGGAAGACAGCUCAUUCUUAGAGGGUUACAAAAACAUCAAGAAGAGAGCCCAGUGCAAACUGCAGGAUCCAGAGCUGGUUUCAGGGGCACUGAUAGACGUUGCCAAACACCUUGGCAACCUGAGGUUCAGAGUCUGGGAGAAGAUGCUAGAGAUGGUGCAAUACACCCCCGUGACCCUGGACGUGAACUCUGCGCAUCCCGACCUGCACGUCUCUGACAGCCUGCUGGAGGUGUGGGACGGCGAGGCGUCCCGCCCGCUGCCCGACAACGCCGAGCGCUUCGACAGCUCAGUGAGCGUGCUCGGCGCGGAGGCCUUCACUGCCGGGCGGCACAGCUGGGAUGUGGAGGUGGGCGGCAAGACCGCCUGGACCCUGGGCGUGGCCCGGGAGACGGUCGGCAGGAAGGGGGCGGUUUCCGUGAGGCCGGAUGGCGGGCUGUGGGCGGUGGGCCUGUGGGACGGGGAGGAGUACAGCGCGGGGACCGUCCCCCUGGGCACGCCUCUCACUCUCAAGAGGAAGCCCAGGAGGAUAAGAGUGCAGCUGGACUACGAUGGGGGGGAAGUGUCAUUUUUUGACUCCCACGACAUGUCACACAUUUACACUUUCAAAGACACGUUUACUGACAGGCUGUUCCCCUAUUUCUCUCCCUGUCUAAACGCCAACGGGAAAAACAUCGGUGCGCUAAAAAUCUGUCCAGCCAAAGUGUCUGUGACAGUGAUGCCGUCUCAGUGA